Molecule: messenger RNA, 2438 nt
Organism: Cavia porcellus (domestic guinea pig)
Lineage: Eukaryota; Metazoa; Chordata; Mammalia; Rodentia; Caviidae
Gene: Abcb8
Product: ATP binding cassette subfamily B member 8
Exons: 16
Coding region: 109-2271 (720 amino acids)
Biological process (GO): transmembrane transport
Cellular component (GO): membrane
Molecular function (GO): ABC-type transporter activity; ATP binding; ATP hydrolysis activity
Source: RefSeq, a predicted model, not a curated record
GCCAAGGUGCAAUGGGGCUGUCGGGAUGUGGGCCGAGACUAACAUGGAGCUCUCCGUGGGAUAAGGGUGAAGCUGCUGUUGCGGGCUGCGCCUGACUUCCUGCCCAGCAUGCUGGUGCACUUAUUUCGGAUCGGGAUCCGGGGAGGCCUUGUCCCAGGCAGGUCGCUAUUUUCCCAUCGGCUCCAGUCAUUCUCGGCCGUCAGGUCCCCAGAUGGCCACUUCAGCUCCUGCCUGCUCAGGGCCAUGGCCCAGCUUCGGUCACAGCUCCGAGCCCACUUCUCUCGAGUCCCAUCGGCCACACCUCCCAGCAAGAGUGCCCCUGCCUGGUGCUGGCUGGGGGGAGCCCUGCUGGGGCCUGUGGUACUCUACAAGCAUCCCCGCCUCUACCUGUUAGCACUGUGUGAGGCGCGGGAGGCCCCUCCUGCCCACCCCAUACCCCGUGUCACACAGUCCCAGUUUAACUGGCAGCUCUUCUGGCAUUUCCUGCGUCCCUACCUGCUGCUCCUGGGGGCUGCCAUUGUGCUGGCGCUAGGUGCGGCCCUAGUGAAUGUGCAGAUCCCCCUAACCCUGGGGCAGCUGGUCGAAGUUGUGGCCAAGUACACGAGGGACCACGUGGGGAGCUUUGUGUCCGAGUCCUGGAACCUCAGCACCCACCUGCUUAUCCUCUACGGUGUCCAGGGACUGCUGACCUUCGGGUACCUGGUGCUGCUGUCCCACAUCGGAGAGCGCAUGGCUGUGGACAUGCGCAGGGCCCUCUUCAGCUCUCUGCUCCGACAAGACAUUGCUUUCUUUGAUGCCAAGAGGACAGGGCAGCUGGUCAGCCGCCUGACAACUGAUGUGCAGGAGUUUAAGUCCUCCUUCAAGCUCGUCGUUUCCCAGGGGCUGCGCAGCUGCACCCAGAUAGCUGGCUGCCUGGUGUCCCUGUCCAUGCUGUCCCCGCGCCUCACGCUGCUGCUGAUGAUUGUCACACCCACCUUGAUGGGCAUUGGCACCUUGAUGGGCUCCAGUCUCCGGAAGUUGUCACGCCUGUGUCAGGAGCAGGUUGCCAGAGCCACGGGCGUAGCGGACGAGGCCCUGGGCAAUGUCCGCACGGUGCGUGCCUUUGCCAUGGAGCAGCGGGAAGAGGAACACUACGGAGCAGAGCUGGAGCGGUGCCGCACAAAGGCAGAGGAGCUGGGCAGAGGCAUUGCCUUGUUCCAGGGCCUUUCUAACAUCGCCUUCAACUGCAUGGUCCUGGGCACUCUAUUGGUUGGGGGCUCCCUGGUAGCUGGACAGCAGCUGACAGGAGGAGACCUCAUGUCCUUCCUGGUGGCCUCCCAGACAGUGCAGAGGUCCAUGGCCAAUCUCUCCGUCCUGUUUGGGCAGGUGGUGCGGGGCCUCAGCGCAGGUGCCCGUGUCUUCGAGUACAUGGCCUUGAGUCCCUGCAUCCCACUGUCAGGGGGCCACAGUAUCCCCAAGGAGCAGCUGCAAGGUUGUGUCACUUUCCAGGACGUCAGCUUCAGCUACCCCUGCCGCCCCGGCUUCCAGGUGCUGAAGGACUUCACCCUGACGCUGCCCCCUGGCAAGAUCGUGGCCCUCGUGGGCCAGUCUGGGGGAGGAAAGACCACGGUGGCUUCCUUGCUGGAGCGCUUCUACGACCCCACAGCUGGCAUGGUGACCCUGGAUGGGCAUGACCUGCGCACACUGGACCCCUCCUGGCUCCGGGGACAGGUCAUCGGCUUCAUCAGCCAGGAGCCAGUCCUGUUCGGAACAACCAUCAGGGAGAACAUCCGCUUCGGGAAGCUGGAAGCUUCUGACGAGGAGGUGUACGCAGCCGCGAGGGAGGCCAAUGCCCACAAGUUCAUCUGCAGCUUCCCUGACGGUUAUGACACCAUCGUAGGUGAGCGAGGCACAACUCUGUCUGGGGGCCAGAAGCAGCGCCUGGCCAUUGCCCGGGCACUCAUCAAACAGCCCACAGUGCUGAUUCUGGAUGAGGCCACCAGUGCCUUGGACGCAGAGUCUGAGCGGGUGGUGCAGGAGGCCCUGGACCGGGCCAGUGCUGGCCGCACUGUGCUGAUCAUUGCCCACCGGCUGAGUACCGUGCGUGCGGCCCACCACAUCGUUGUCAUGGCCAAUGGCCAGGUCUGCGAGGCUGGGACCCACGAAGAGCUCCUGAGAAAAGGUGGGCUGUAUGCGGAACUCAUCCGCAGACAGGCCCUGGACACCCCACUGCUGUCUGCACCACUGCCGAAGACCCCAAGACACCCCUGGAACCACUGGCACAGGACCUGAGAGUGACUGAAAGGUCUGGUCACUGCCAAUUACCAGCGCCAGAGUUGGGGGACUCUCAGAUCUGAGUUCCUGGAGAGCCGGAAUGUUGGGGUGACACCUGCCCCUUCCCUCCCACACACAAUAAAGCCAGGCCCCGGCUGGGCUGGGAGGUGGGACCUUUCCCAUCA